Molecule: messenger RNA, 472 nt
Organism: Mus caroli (Ryukyu mouse)
Lineage: Eukaryota; Metazoa; Chordata; Mammalia; Rodentia; Muridae
Product: keratin-associated protein 19-5
Source: RefSeq, a predicted model, not a curated record
CAUAACUACCAGUCUUGAUACCAUGAGUUACUACGGCAGCUACUACGGAGGUCUGGGCUCUGGCUUCCGAGGCUUUGGGAACCUGGGUUAUGGCUAUGGCUGUGGCUGUGGCUUUGGAGGUUAUGGAUAUGGGUCUGGCUAUGGCAGAUAUGGAUAUGGCUACCGCCGCCCCCUUUAUUAUGGAGGAUAUGGAUUCUCCCGAUUCUACUGAAAUGCAUUCCAGGGGAACCAGCAUCUUAAAUAUGAAAACAUUACCCCUAACUCAUACUAGGACAAAAUUAAAUGAACAUACUUACUGUGAAUCAAGUCAAGAAGAAAACAAUUUAACAUGUAAGACUUUCAGACAACCAUUUAACAUGUAAGAUGUCGAGACUAUGUUUAUCAUCGUUAUAAUUCUCCAUAUUAUGCCCCCUUACUUCUCUUCUGUCGUGUCAUAAAUGUAGACUUUUUGAUCUUUUGCAAUAAAUUACCC